Oncorhynchus gorbuscha (pink salmon) is the source of this 2448-nucleotide messenger RNA. Its product is annotated as protein ANKUB1-like. NCBI's taxonomy places the organism in Eukaryota, Metazoa, Chordata, Actinopteri, Salmoniformes, Salmonidae. Gene Ontology annotation, molecular function: protein binding. The record is from RefSeq and is a predicted model, not a curated record.
AUGAGGGUCUUCAUCGCCUUCGAUGGUUCCUGUGAGCCUUUUGACGUCUCUCCUGACCAGACCGUGGGGAGCGUAAAACUGAUGGUCAAGGAUUACUUCCACGUGCAACUGUCAGACGACAAGCAGGUGAGGCACUUCCUGGAGCUGAGCUAUGCUGGUGCCAUCCUUCGGGACAGCUGGGUCCUGGCAGACGUUGGCAUCACCCCUAGCAGUGCCAUCUGCUGCCUGCUGAAGCGGGAGCCGGUGGUGCGUGUGUUCAGUGCCGUGACGGGGGAGACCCUCUCAGUCUUGGGCACUGUGUUUCUCCUGAGUACGUCUGUGGCCAGGCUCAUGACCCUGGUGUCCCAGCAGUGUGGGCUUCCCGUCAGCUCCUUCAGACUGAGCUCUCCCACCGGCCUGCAACUCUACGACUGCAACCGGCUGCACGACUACGCCAUUGACCUUGGGGCUACUCUACGGUUGGACACCUGGGAUGGGUGGGCGGAGUUCCUCAGAGGCUGCUUCCUGGGACACAGACUGACCGUCCAACGACACCUGUCUAGAGAGAGACCUGUGAUGAGGUUCCAGCUCCGGAUGGCACUCUACAUCGCUGCUUCUCUGGGCCACCUGGACCUGGCCGGCUGGCUGCUGGAGAGGGGGGUGCGUGUCAUUGAGCCGGUGGGGGUUCACCCUUACCGUGAGUGGUGCCACCAGACGGCCCACCCCGACGUCGCCAAGUGUCCCGCUGUCGCCUCCAUCGAGCGCGGCCAGCUCACCAUCCUCAAACUCUUUAUCGCCAGCAGCGUUCUGACCCUCCUGUCGGGAUCCCCAGGGUCGUGACCCCUGAGGAUCGCCCUUCAGUACAGCCACAGGGAGUGUGUGAGUCACCUGGCCACCAAGCUGUGCUCUGUGGUGGUCCUCCCAGGUAUGGCCCUGCCCAUGCGGACAUACCUCCAGAUAAAGGGCUGGGUGAGGCUGGGGCAGAGGAGGGCAGCAUCCAGGCACUGCAUGGGCCUCAACAGGGCUCCGUUCAGGACCAGGGUGGGCGACACGGUCCUGGUGGACGGCUUCACCCUCCCCAAGAUGUCCUCCAAGCCCAGGAGGAGUGAGGCCAAGGCGGGUAUCAGGGUGAUGUCCACAGCCUCUCGACGUUUGACCCCCAUCAACUGCCCAUCUCAUGUAUCCUGCCCGCUCCGCGCCCUGGCAUCCCAGCAUAAACCUCUUCAACUACCGAAGCUACACCCUGUGGCCACGAGGGAUGAAAGAGAGAAGAAGAGGGGAUGUGGAGGGAAGGGAUGUGAGGAGGAUGAGAUUGGGGAUCAGAACAGCAACCAAUGGAGGAGCAGAGUUCCGCUCCCGCCCAUUUCCAGAGACACCAAUCUCAGACCUGUGUUUGCCUCGCCAAACUCCGCCCAGAUACUCACCACCUCACUGGAGGCCUUUCCUCUCCACUGCGACCGCACACCCAGAGAAAACGCCAUAUACUGUUUGGCCUUGGCCAGUGCCUUCACACAGAGACCAUGGUUGCAGCAGCUGAAUGUAGCGCGGACUCUGGCCAGGAGGAGUGCUCAGCACAUUGGGUAGACACCAGGAUCCUGGUCAUUAGGCAGAUUAAACAUACUGAAACAAGGAGGAACAACCUGGAAUUGUCCAAAAAUGAAAUAUUAUUUGAGUUUUUAUUUUAAUUUUAUACAGUGAACAAGAUGAGACUUUGGAACGGAUGAUGCCUGAAACAAUGCGGACGACUUAGAAUUUCGUUCCUUUGGAUGAGGCUUAUAGAUAUAGUCAGUACUGUGUUUGAUUUGUGUGCAGAAAGUUUACAACGGCAGGCAGUGGAUUCUCAGUCAUUCCUUGGAUUUACACAGCAACAUAGCAGACAGCUUAAAUAGUUUAUUUUUAUUUAACCUUUAUUUCACUAGACAAGUCAGUUCAGAACAAAUUCUUAUUUACAAUGAUUGCCAAACCCGGACGACGCUGGGCCAAUUAUGCGGCACCCUAUGGGACUCCCAAUCACUUGGGAGUGGGAAGGAUACCAAAUCCAAUAUCACACACUUCUUCCUUAGUAUUCUGAGAACUGUCAGAUAGCUGUGAGAGCUAUGAGUGGAUCGUGGACCCAUGCAUAAAUUAUAACUUUGCUGUAACUCAGUGGGGCAAGUAGAACAUCCGGGUUAGUGUAUGUUCAUUGAAUCGCUGUCAUUGAGUUGCUCACUGGACAAGACAAUUAUUCAAUGAAAAUUAAAUCUGUCUUUCAUUUCACUUUUGUUGAUAUUUGAUUGGCUAUUUGCUGUCUUUUGAAAAUACAAAAAUAAAUAUAACUGUUUUAUGAAGCACUUGUAGACAUUCAUUGUUUUCAAAAUCAUAUUUUCAGCAAAACAGAUACAUCAGUUUACAAUAUGACAUCAAAUCAAAUAAAAAUAAAUAACUGUUUUAUGAAGCUGAAAAUAUGAGUCAAGUCAUUAGACUGCUGAA